AAAAUUCUGUUUUUAGCCGAUGGACUGUGAUCACGUGAAGCAAGUUUUCCCGCUCAUGGCCCUUGUAUAAAGCUUUCACACCUCUCUCUCUUGUGCCCUAGAGAUCUCUGAUACUGCAGCAAUGGCGGAAAGAUCUUUCCUUCUCCCGAUCUCUUCUUCUCAGAUCGGAAAGAGGACGCAAAACGCCCGGAGAGGGAUUUUUCCGGCGCCGGAGAAGUGGGUACACGCGAUUCCGGCGGUUGUUGUCUUCUGCUUCUUCGUCCUCUGGUGGUUUUCUCACUCGGUGAGCAUAGACAUCAACAAUGGACAGAUCUUGGCCUUCCAUCGCAUCGAGAACUCCCUCGCUGUCACCGUAGCUAGAAACGACACUCGUCUCGACAUGGCGAUCCUCGCUUCCUCCGCCAUUUCCCGAGCUUCGGAUUUCCCCUCUGGAAAUCAAAAUCGAACUCUGCAACAUUCAUCUCAGCCGGAAAAAUCAAGAUCACCAAACCAUGAGCCCUGACCCGAGAAGAAACGAUUGUAUCUUCUUGUUUACCUUCUCUUCUUGGUUUCUCUACUUUGAGAUGCUUUUUUUUUCCAGCAAUAUCAUCAGAUUCUGCAACUCUGCUUAUUUUCUUGCAAUGCACGUAACCGCAGAGUAAAGAUUUUAGAGUU
This is a messenger RNA of Tarenaya hassleriana, 654 nucleotides long. RefSeq lists its product as uncharacterized. Lineage: Eukaryota; Viridiplantae; Streptophyta; Magnoliopsida; Brassicales; Cleomaceae. The coding region runs from base 122 to 502 and encodes 126 amino acids. The record is from RefSeq and is a predicted model, not a curated record. The transcript has 2 exons.